AUGCUUUUCCGCCUCUCUGCAUCUCUCAAGUCCCCAGCAGCACGUUUGCUGCUGCCCAGUACCCUUUCUGCGCCGCUCAGGGGGGCCCCCUGCUUGGGGGCCCCCCUGCCCCUGGGCGAGGGGGGCCCCCUGGGGGCCCCCCUGGGGGCCCCCAGGGGGGCCCCCCUGGGGGGCCCCCGGGGGGCCCCCCAGUGGCAGCAGCGGCGAGGGUUUGGGGCCGGGGAUUUGAAGAUUGUGGCUGCGCGGAUAAAGUCCAUAAAGUCGAUAGAGAAGGUGGGUUUAUUUGCUGCUGCAGUGUCCUUUAAAUACCCUUUAAAGUGCCCUGCUGCUGCUGCUGUUGCUGUUGCUGCUGCUGCUGCUGCUGCUGCUGAGCAGCAGCAGCAGCAGCAGCAGCAGCACCGACACACGCGGGGCCCCAGGAGUCUCCUGGGGUGUAUGCGCACCUCCGGGUGUACGUACACCCCAGAACUCUUCACCUCUCCUUCUGACUUCUUCUUAUCCCCCUUUCAAGGCUUCACAGCAGCAGCAGCAGCAGCAGCAGCAGCAGCAGAAGCAGCAGCAGCAGCAGCUUCCUCACAAACCCAUUUAAUUACUCAACUCCUAGUACCCUUUUUGGCCCCCUGGGGGGCCCCCGGGGGGCCCCCGGGGGCCUCCUGUCUCUGGUUUUUUAAAGAAGUUCUUUUGAGCUGCGAGCAGCAGCAGCGAACAAAGACACACAAACUGCUGCUGCUGCUGCUGCUGCUGCUGCUGCUGCUGCUGCUGCUGCUGCUGCUGCUGCUGCUGCAGAUAACGAAGGCAAUGCGAAUGGUUGCUGCUUCGAAGCUGCGGGGAGACCAGAGAAGGCUGGAGCAAGGCGCGCCCUUUGCGCAGCCGCUGCAGCGGAUUGUUGGGCGCGUUCCUAUUCCUGACGACAAAAGCGACCUGACCAUUGUAGCGUUUUCCUCAGACAAGGGUUUGUGCGGGGGCGUGAACGCGGCGGUGUCUCGGGAAGCUGCAGCAGCAGCAGCAGCAGCAGCAGCUUCGGGUGUACGUACACCGCUCGUGUGUCUCGGAGACAAAGCCCGCGCUUCUUUGCAAAGACAAUUUCAAAACAUUUUUACUUUUCUUUUUUCCGAACUCAACAAACUCCCCUGGAACUUCAACACUGCAGCAGUCCUCGUCGACAGGCUUCUCCAGGCAGGGUUUAGGGUUUAG
Eimeria necatrix is the source of this 1194-nucleotide messenger RNA. Its product is annotated as ATP synthase gama chain, putative. Gene Ontology annotation, molecular function: proton-transporting ATP synthase activity, rotational mechanism. Gene Ontology annotation, biological process: proton motive force-driven ATP synthesis. The record is from RefSeq and is a predicted model, not a curated record. The transcript has 3 exons. NCBI's taxonomy places the organism in Eukaryota, Apicomplexa, Conoidasida, Eucoccidiorida, Eimeriidae. The coding region runs from base 1 to 1194 and encodes 397 amino acids.